Molecule: messenger RNA, 1102 nt
Organism: Mytilinidion resinicola
Lineage: Eukaryota; Fungi; Ascomycota; Dothideomycetes; Mytilinidiales; Mytilinidiaceae
Product: GroES-like protein
Exons: 3
Coding region: 92-1102 (336 amino acids)
Molecular function (GO): oxidoreductase activity, acting on NAD(P)H
Source: RefSeq, a predicted model, not a curated record
GUAGAUUAGAAACGUAAUUGUGAUAUCGAACAUAUAUAGCAGAUCCUCAUAUUUUCUUGCAGUAGCAGAUCUAUACGCCCACCAACUCAAGAUGAAAGAAGCAAUCGUCGCCCCAGACCAGACGGUCGAAAUCGUCGACUCACCAAUCCCAAUCCCACAGCCAGGCCAAGUCUUAAUCAAGGUCAUCUUCUCAGGAAGCCACGACAUCGCAGGCAUCGUUCACGCGCUCGGCGCCGGCGUCUACCAAUUCAAAGUCGGCGACCGCGUAGCCGCGUUCCACGAGAUGUUUACUCCUGGUGCUAGCUUCGCCGAGUACGCUCUCGCGUGGCAGUGUACGACUUUCCACCUACCAGACCACGUGAGCUUUGCGGAGGCCGCGACAUUGCCGCUUGCGGGUAUGACUGCGGCAGUCGGGUUGUAUCGCUACCUGGGGCUGCCUGAGCCUUGGUCGAGUGCUACACCAAAGGACAGCGAGAAGCGGCCGAUUUUGGUGUAUGGAGCGGCGUCUGCGGUUGGGGCUUUUGCUGUUCAGCUUGCGAGGUUGUCGGGGCUGCAUCCUAUCAUGGGCGUGGCGGGUAGGGGGGUGGCGUUCGCGGAGGGGCUGAUUGAUAAAUCGAAAGGUGAUGCUAUCAUCGACUACCGUGGAGGCGAGAAAGCUGUCAUCGCUGGCAUUAAGGACGCCCUGCAGGCGGCUGGGUGCGAUCAUGUCCCACUACAGUACUGCUUCGACGCCAUUGCCGAGGCGGGCACUCACGAGAUCAUCGCCGCGGUGCUGGAUACGAAAUUGGGUAGCAGCAAAGCGACGCAUGUUAUGCCCAUAGAGCGGUUUGCGACGAAAGGGUUCAAGUAUCCCAAGGGGAUUGAGGCUAGUCUAAUGAUGGUGGGCGAUGUUCAUGGCCCGGCGAAGGACUUUGGCUAUAUUUGGCUCCAGUACUUUUCGAGGCUUUUGGAAGAUGGGAGAUUGAAGCCGCAUCCGUUUGAAGAGAAGCCAGGCGGCUUGGGAGGUAUUGCCGCGGCUUUGAGGGACUUGAAAGAAGGGAAAGCCAGUGCGGUGAAGUAUGUCUUUGAUAUCGGGAGAACAGAGGGAGUUGAAAGGGCUUGA